GGACAGUUCCCGUGAAAAGGCUGUACGUGUUUUUUUCACCCAUACUCUUCUGCAAAGCGCUAAUUCCUCAAGGAGUGAAUAUCGUCUCUCUUCUUCUUCUUCUUCAAGGAGUAAAUAAAAGUAUGAACUCUCCACUUCUCAUCUCUCAACAACGAAGUGGCGCUUUUUUGUGAGUGAGAGAUAUAGAGGGACGAGAGAGAGAAAAGGGAGAACUGAGAGAGAGAGAGAGAGAGAGAGAGACGAGGAGGAGGAAUGGAGAGGAAGGUAAUAGUGAUUUGCUCUAUUUUGGGAUUACUAGGGCUUUUAUCUGCUGCUACGGAUUUUGCUGCGGAAGCCAUGAGGACAAAGGGUUCUCAAAUUCAGCCAACCUCUCCUACAUGUACAUACUCCAGCAGUACAGCUCUGGUUCUUGGAUUUAUUUCCAACAUGGCUCUUUCGGUUGCUCAAAUUAUCAUCAAUGUCACAACUGGGUGUUUUUGUUGCAAAAGAGAUCCUCAUCUAUCAGACUCUGAUCCGACGUUAGCGCACAUCUGCUGUGUUGUCUCCGGGUUCACAUUUGUCAUAGCACUCCUUCUGUACUAUGGCAGCUACUACUGCUAUCUCGUGUGGCCCGGAGUCUUUGCUGGUGCUGCUAUGUUGUCCCUUGCCACUGUGAUGCUCAAUAUUGUGUAUUAUCUUGUCUUGUAUUUGGCAAAGAACAAAACUGAUGCUUCACGGGUUGGGCCUGCUGCUGCUGCUCCUAAUCAUGCCGGCAUUGCAUUGGGGCAAGCACAAUUUCCUCCACCAAACACCCAAGCUCCAGUUUUUGUCCAUGAAGAUACUUAUAUAAGGCGUCAGUUUCCUUAGAUUUGUUUAGGUUAGGUUAGGGGUGUUUUAGAAUGAUGCAAAGAAGAUACCUUGAUAGGUUUGGAAGAUAGAACAUGAAGAGCCGUGGAGUAAAUAUAUCAUAUGUUCAUUGAUCAAGUCAUUUCAAUGAAAUAGGUUUGAGAAAUUCUAAGUGCAAAGAAAGCAUACCCGGAAAUUACUCCGAAAGGCUAACCCAAAAAAAAAAAAUUAUCCCAAAAUGGCAAAUCAAUGUACCGUUGAUUUGCCAUUUCAGGGUAAUUUUCGGGUACAUUUUUUUUGUACUUAGCACUUCUCAAUAGUUUUAUUGCUGUCAUGAUGUAUAAUAUAAUAUCACAUAUGUGAUGGUGUUAUGUGAAAUAAUCGAAAGCUAAAGAGCCAUUAAAUAU
Molecule: messenger RNA, 1232 nt
Organism: Rhododendron vialii
Lineage: Eukaryota; Viridiplantae; Streptophyta; Magnoliopsida; Ericales; Ericaceae
Exons: 3
Coding region: 253-846 (197 amino acids)
Source: RefSeq, a predicted model, not a curated record